UCUGAAGUCGUCAGUGUCCGUUAGCUGCGAAUGGUGGAAACAUCAAGAAAACCGAGGCUGCGAGUGAUAAAUGGCUACUAGUUAAUCGCGACCUUCGAGAAACUUUCGCGACGACGCUGAUAUCAGCAAAUAUAAAGCCGCGAGAGAAAAAAAACGAAAAGUAAUAAAAGCUGACUCAAUUAAUUUUUUAUACUUUCGCUUUACGCGUCAAAGUGUUAAAUGCUGCGCGUGAUUGCUGCGAACCGGUGAUAAUAAUUUACGCCAACGCGAUUUUUUCGGAGUAAAUCGUAAAGUAGAUAUCAUAAAAUACUGUAAAAAAUAUAAUAUAAAACAUUACAAAAAUACGGAAAUUAAUAAAUCGUUCUUUGAAAAACUGAUCGCGCACGAACAUUCGAUAAACUAUAAUAAUUGUAAGAUAAGACCGAUUGUGUGAUAAGAGCGACGUAUGCUCCAAAAAAUAAAAGUAUCGAUACUCGGAGAUGGUCUCUGAUGAAAUUAAGGGCAUUCGAUAAAACUUGAAGAAAACUACUUGUUGAAUUCAUUGCAUUGAAAGCUGCAGCUCCGGAAUCGCCAGGAAAAAUAGGACAGCCGUUCCAUUCCCAUCUCACAUGGCUACGAUCGCAAAUAUUGGUGCAUUAAAGGAAGAUGGCCCACGAGAAGAAAUGACGCAAGCCUCGUCUUCUCAAGAUAAGCAUUACUACAGCAAACGCACACAAUGGAGGCAAUGGCUAGCAUGUAUAUCAGCAACUCUAUCCAUGGUAGCGGUCGGUACUGUUUACGGAUGGACCACUGCCUCUCUCUCACGACUCACGGACGGUGCCAGCGACGUUCCAGUGAAGAUCACCCAGGAUGAAAGUUCGUGGAUCGUAUCGCUGACGGUGAUCGGCUCGAUGAUCGGUCCGUUUCUCGGAGCGGGUCUCGCCGAUCGAUAUGGCCGCAAGAAAGCUCUUCUGUUUGCCAGCGGUUUCUUCAUCGUCGGCUGGACAGUCGUCUUCUUCGCCCAGAGCGUCGAGGCUCUCUACGUUUCGAGGAUAAUCCUGGGCAUCGGCGUGGGUAUGGCGUACACCGCCAAUCCGAUGUACGUAUCGGAAGUAGCCGACGUCGAUAUCAGGGGCGCCCUCGGCACUUUGAUCUCCAUGAAUGUGUUCACCGGCUCUUUACUGACGUGCUGUAUCAGCCCCUGGGUGUCUUAUCAGGUUUUAGCGGCUAUACAACUCGCGAUACCCAUCCUUUUCGUGGUGUGUUUUUCCUUCUUUCCAGAGACUCCCGCCUUUCUCGCGGCGAGGGGUCGCAGAGCGGAAGCCACUAGAUCCCUGGCAUUCUUCAAAGGAAUCCGCGAUCGUGACGAGGCUAGAAGAGAACUGGAGUAUGCUCUGCGCAACAAUUUCCUCGGGGACGUUUGCGAUAAUAUCCCGACGACUGGUCCCGGAGCACGAACGGAACCGGUUAAGCGCAACUGGAUUGUCAAGUUGAAGCUAAUGCUGUUGCCCAGCAAUAUCCGUGCCCUCGGUAUCGUGCUCGGUCUCAUCAUGGCGCAACAACUAAGCGGAAACUUCAGUACUAUGCAGUAUCUCGAAGUACUCUUCAAGAAGGUGGCCGUCGGCAUCGAUUCCAAUAUGGCUACGGUACUCGUCCUCGCAGUCGGCCUCAUCUCAUCCGGAUUAUCAACCGCAACCGUCGAGGGCGCGGGCAGACGUCCAUUGUUGAUUGCUUCCACCCUAGGCUCCUCCGUUACCCUUAUGAUUCUUGCGAUAUACCUCACGUUGGACGGACAAGGCAUCGAUAUGUCCGCAGCGAAUCUUCUGCCGGUCAUCGACGUGAUCGCCUUUCAGAUAGUCUUCCAGUUCGGAUUAGGUACGCUGCCGAGCGCAUUGAUCGGUGAAUUGUUUCCCACCGAGGUAAAGGCAUUGGCCGGCGCCAUCGUCACCAUCUUCGACGGGGUGCUUGGCUUCGCUGUCUCAAAGCUAUACCAGGUGAUCGGCGACUCUCUGGGUGCCGACAUCGUUUAUUAUUUCUUCGCAGGUUCAUGUUUAUGUGCGUUCAUAAUGGUAUUUUUCGGCGUACCCGAGACCAAGGGCCGGACGUUCCGUGAAAUUCAGGAACUCCUGAGGGGUGACAAGAAGAUGGAGGACGUAGAAAGUUCACAGAGUCGAAAUAACGUGGGGUGACAGAGAGAGCCGUGUCGCGUUCCAUUCUGGGCGCGGCGCAAACUUGCUCAUCCAACAUCAUCGAACGUUUUAUUUGAACGACGAAUCUUGAAACGGCGACUACUUACCCUUACUUGUAUAUAUAUAGUACUUUUAUACGCGACCAGAAGCGAGUCGCUGAAUCAUUUUUGCUUCGCGGCUCGCGUUGUUCACGAUUUUUCUCGUACUCGCUUUCGGGAAAUAAAGAAUUUAUUAAAUUCAUUGUUGCUACAUGUAUAAAUCCGUGCCUACCCAGAUGUGUUGUUUGUAUUCUCUCAAAUGCAAGUAUUUUCACGAUUAUGAGUUCUCGUUAUGAAUUUCACGCUUUAUUUAUUAAAAUACUGCUACAAGGAACGCUAUCUUUAUAUACGGCUCCUCUUUCUUAUUUUCUUUUCUUUUCUCACGCGAAAUGUUACGCGGGUGGGAUAUUUAACGAGACGUCAGACUUCAGAGUUGUUUCUCGUGCACAUACAAGAUAAAAUAUUUAAGUAAGGGAAACUGAGAGAGAGAGAGAGAGAGAAAGGAAAAUGAAAAUAAAAAAGACUGGCAAGUAAAAAUUUCGCGUAAACGCUGUAUCUUUUAUACAGAAGCGUAGAAAUCAUAGAAGUGGCGGUUAAACAUUGAGAUGAAGAGAGAGAAAAAGGCUGAAAAAUCGUACAAAUGUUUUGUGAUAAAAAAAGAUUUCAUCCAGACAAGCAUGCUUUAAUAUUUUCACAGUCUCUAAUUAAUUUAUAAAGUAAUAUUUUCGUAUGUUUAUGUAUGUUUUCGUAUACUUUACGUAUUGCUUCUCUAUCGCAAUUUAAAUAUAAUUCUCAUGUAUUCUUUCUUUUUUUUUGAAUAAUAAAAUCAGUAAAAGCAAUUCGGGGCAAUCAUAUCUGUGAUAUUGUUAUAAAGAGACUGAUAGAAAAUAUAUGUCCGUAGCUAUAAAAAAUAUUCGUAAAUGUAAGGCAAUCUUCGCGCAAUGCUUUUUGCUGGAUUAGUAAAAGUCGUAAAAAUUUCAAUUUGUGAAAUAUCCAGUAUAUGAGGAUUUUACAGACAACUCUAGUUUUUCUCUCUCUCGUACGCGGUUGAAGAUAAAAUAUAAAAACAACAGAUGCGAAUUCGCGUAUCCUAAAACAAAGAAUAGUUAGCUCUAUCAGUUUUCAAAUACAUUUUCUCUACACAUAGAAACAUUAAAGGCGCAUGUACAUUUCUUCGUAUAUAUUUGUAUAAGAAAGGAAUAUUUUAAUGUUACAAUUUUUGUGCAAUAAAUUACAGAGAUUAAUCCUUUGAA
Camponotus floridanus (Florida carpenter ant) is the source of this 3459-nucleotide messenger RNA. Its product is annotated as facilitated trehalose transporter Tret1. Gene Ontology annotation, cellular component: membrane. The coding region runs from base 609 to 2168 and encodes 519 amino acids. Gene Ontology annotation, biological process: transmembrane transport. NCBI's taxonomy places the organism in Eukaryota, Metazoa, Arthropoda, Insecta, Hymenoptera, Formicidae. The record is from RefSeq and is a predicted model, not a curated record. Gene Ontology annotation, molecular function: transmembrane transporter activity. The transcript is spliced from 3 exons.